AUUCCGGUCUUGCUGUCCGGUACACUACACCACUCCUGCACUCCUCAAUCCUCAAUUCCUCAUUGCCCUGCCGCCCAUGCCCGUGUUGCCAUUUGUACAGACUACAGAGCAGAUAGCUUAUCUCUAGCGAGGCCAGCCCUGCCCAGCCAGCCGAGCACCUCUGGGGUCUGAGCUCUGACUGAGCAUUGGGGCUGGGGAUUUCUCGAAGCCAUAAAAGAGCGAGCCCCCAGAAAAGAAGCCUACCAAGUACCUCCAGCCCUCCGAGGCUCCGAGCAGCCGCAGUACCACUACCACUACUCCACCAGUCCAGCAAGCAAGGGAAGGGCGCAGCCGCGCAGGUGGGAAGAAGGGGGGCGAGGAACCAAUCCGACCCCCUCCAUGGCUCCCUCGCGCUCCCUCGCCCUCUUCCUGCUCUGCAUUCUGGCGCCGGCGCCUCCCGUCUCCGCCGCAUUGCUGUUCGGCGGCGGGAAGUCGUCGGCCGCGGCGGGGAAGGCGGCGGACCUGGACAUGGAGUGGCGGCCGGCCACCGCGACGUGGUACGGCGACGCCGAGGGCGACGGCAGCGACGGCGGCGCGUGCGGGUACGGGACGCUGGUGGACGUGGUGCCGAUGAAGGCGCGGGUGGGGUCGGUGAGCCCCGUGCUGUUCAAGGACGGCGAGGGCUGCGGCGCCUGCUACAAGGUCAAGUGCCUGGACCGGGGCAUCUGCUCGCGCCGGGCGGUGACGGUGAUCGUCACCGACGAGUGCCCCGGCGGGCUCUGCGCCUUCGGCCACACGCACUUCGACCUCAGCGGCGCCGCCUUCAGCAGGAUGGCCGUCGCCGGCGCCGGCGGCCGCCUUCGCGACCGGGGCCAGCUGAACGUCGUCUACAGGAGGACGGCCUGCAAGUACGGCGGGAAGAACAUAGCAUUCCGUGUGAACGAGGGCUCGACCAACUUCUGGCUCUCGCUGCUCGUCGAGUUCGAGGACGGCGAAGGCGACAUUGGAUCCAUGCAGAUAAAGCAGGCCAACUCGGUGGAGUGGCUGGACAUGAAGCACGUGUGGGGGGCCACGUGGUGCCUGGUGCGGGGCCCGCUCGUGGGGCCCUUCUCCGUGAGGCUGGCCACGCUGUCCGCCAAGAAGACGCUCACGGCCCGGGACGUCAUCCCCAGGAACUGGACGCCCAAGGCCACCUACACCUCGCGCCUCAACUUCGAGCCGUCCCUCUAGAAGAAAGGGGAGGAGGCCGCCGCCGGAGUGGGCGCGGCGCCCGUGGGCCCACGUUUUAUCGGCCCCGGACGGACACUGCCAUGUGGGCCCGCAAAGGCAUGUGGCCCACUUGGCAGGCAGCCAGGCAGGAAUCCUGUCCUAUUGGAUGGAUCGCAGCUGUUUUUCUGUAUGCAGGCAGCUUAGCCUGAUCGUAGUAUAGCUAGUGUAUGCUGAUGCAUAUGCAUCGGAAGUGUGUGAUGCUAGUAGUUUUUUGUUGUGAUUUGUGAGCAGAGUUCAGGAGCUUGCCCAGGUACCAAGCAGCCGCCGUCUCCAAAGGAGAGAGAGCGUUCGCUGCUUGCCCUGCUUGCUCGGGUCCUGGAAGGCCAGGAAUCGGAUGUGGAAGCUGGCCGGACCGUGGAUCACUCGUGGUCAUAGUGGGUCGUGGCGUCUUGUUCGCUCGUGUGUGCUUGUUCCGGCGUCGAUGUGCUUCUGUUUUGUGUUCGCCCUGAUUGAAAUGCAGAGUUCGUGACAAUGUCAGAAUCUUAUCUGUCCGCUA
Messenger RNA from Setaria italica (foxtail millet), 1744 nucleotides. Its product is annotated as expansin-B17. Bases 379 to 1209 code for a protein of 276 amino acids. The transcript has 4 exons. Gene Ontology annotation, cellular component: extracellular region; plasmodesma. Gene Ontology annotation, biological process: sexual reproduction. Lineage: Eukaryota; Viridiplantae; Streptophyta; Magnoliopsida; Poales; Poaceae. The record is from RefSeq and is a predicted model, not a curated record.